AUGCUACCUCUGGAACAGCUGUUCGCCCAGCAGGCCCAGGUAGCAUCAAUUCGUCCAAUUGUCUUGAUGUAUCAGGCCGAAUCGCAACAAAAAGAACUCCUUCAUGCACUUUUCGCGUCUAAGGCGCCAAGGUCGUAUGUUCGCCAGAUCCUGCGUGUGUUGCUGACUGCAAUAGAGUCAGCUGACAUUGCUGAUCCUGUCGAAGAGCUCAUCACCACAUAUGCAGGGUUGAUGGUUCCGAGCGAUUCCGAAGGCGAAAAAACAUCGAUUCGAUCUGACGAGAGCACACCUGUUUAUUACCGAUUUGGCCAGCACCUGUUGACGGUCAAUGAAAACAGACACACGCUCGUGCAGUUCGGCGGAACCGGCUACCGCACUUGGGAGGCUGCAUUAGCGUUGGGGGACUACUUUAUAUCAACCACCGCCGUCGAUCUGAAAAAUCAAAGAGUUCUUGAGCUGGGCGCGGGAACCGGGUUUGCCGGAAUGGUCACAGCAUCGCUCGGUUCACAUACCGUUUUAACAGACGGUGACCCAGCUGUUGUCGAGCGUUUGAACAAGACCAUUUCCUUCAACAACCUCACCGCAGACGUGCAGGAACUGUAUUGGGGACCUGAUGCUGCAGUUGACCAUUUCGCAAACAGUCUGGUUAUUGCAGCAGACGUAUUGUACGACGUGGAUAUAUUUCCUGCGUUUAUAUGUAUUUUGAGACGUCUGUUGUCGGUCAAUUGUGAGGCAAUCAUUGCAACCACGGUCAGAAACGAAGACACUUUUGGCGAGUUUCUCGCGCAGGCCGCUGCACAAGAAAUUGUCGUUCAGCCAUUGGCCACUUAUGAUCCCUCAGACGAGCCCUCAGAGUUCUUCUGGUUCGCUCCCGGUCCGCGAAUUGAGAUCUUGAGGCUGGGUUUGUAG
Messenger RNA from Wickerhamiella sorbophila, 909 nucleotides. Its product is annotated as Protein-lysine N-methyltransferase efm3. The transcript has a single exon. The coding region runs from base 1 to 909 and encodes 302 amino acids. Lineage: Eukaryota; Fungi; Ascomycota; Dipodascomycetes; Dipodascales; Trichomonascaceae. The record is from RefSeq and is a predicted model, not a curated record.